Molecule: messenger RNA, 1211 nt
Organism: Suillus subaureus
Lineage: Eukaryota; Fungi; Basidiomycota; Agaricomycetes; Boletales; Suillaceae
Exons: 3
Coding region: 281-1180 (299 amino acids)
Source: RefSeq, a predicted model, not a curated record
GUCUCGCUCUUUUGCCGUUUUCUCGCACCCAACGUCGCCCACCUUUGGUAAAGCAAUGUCAAAUCUUCAAAAAUAUCGAAAAGCCCAACGUUGGCCGCGUUGAUGAAAAAAUUUGCUUCUCUUUCCCUUGAAUCUUGCCCUCGUUGGCAUUGUCUCUAUCUGAAAUAGGGACCUGCGCACGCACUCGCCGCACCCCUACCGCCCACCUCUUUCUCCUCCCGCCCGCCAAUCUAGCCACGCCAAUCCACCCAUUCCACGUCGGACGCUCCAAACAUAAUGAAUGAUGUGCGGUGGCCCUGUAUUCAAGCCCGAUAGCGUGGCAUCAUCUGACCGCAGUCGCUCUUUCUACUGGAUGACAGAUGCGUCACCAUCUCCCGUUCCGUUUCUAUUUCCGCUGAACAUCAGUUCAAGCCUGUCGUCCGACAGCAGUCGCUCUUUCUACUGGAUGACGGAUGCGUCACCAUCUUCCGUUCUGUUUCUAUUUCCGCUGAACAUCAAACCAAGCCUGUCGUCCGACAGCAGUCGCUCUUUCUACCGGAUCGCGGAUGCGCCUUCCAUUUCACAUUUCCUCUCGUCUAUCGUCCGACCCAUGUCACUCUUUCAUAUACCCUUUUCACCUUUCUCUCACCUCCUUCGUAUACCCUUUUCAUCUUUCUCUCUCAUAUUUAUCGUCCGACCCAAGUCACUCCUUCAUAUACCCUUUUCAUCUUUCUCUCUCAUAUUUAUCGUCCGACCCACGUCACUCCUUCAUAUACCCUUUUCCCCUUUCUUUCUCGUCAUAUUUAUUGUCCGACCCAAAUCACUCCUUCAUAUACCCCUUUCACCUUUCUCUCUUAUAUUUAUUGUCCGACCCAAGUCAUUCCCUCAUAUACCCUUUUCCCCUUUCUUUCUCGUCAUAUUUAUUGUCCGACCCAAGUCACUCCUUCAUAUACCCUUUUCAUCUUUCUCUCUCAUAUUUAUCGUCCGACCCACGUCACUCCUUCAUAUACCCUUUUUCCCUUUCUUUCUCGUCAUAUUUAUUGUCCGACCCAAGUCACUUCUUCAUAUACCCCUUUCACUUUUCUCUUUGUUCCCCGACAUCUCUUCUUCAAGCCUCAAGUCCACCAGCCCCGCUAUUGCAAUUGACCUGCACCCGUUUGCGCACCACGGUUUACUCGCAGCUCCAUAUCCAAUCUUCUGACUCUUACGACUUUUACGACCUUCACGACUUU